AUGGGCGAAUCCGUGAUUCAAAACCAGAAGACCGCCCUCAUCACCGGUGCUGCGUCCGGCGUCGGCUUUGCGAUCGCGAAGCUCUGCCGGAGCAAAGGCAUGCACCUGGCUCUUCUGGACAUCGACCGUGAGAAUCUAGCCAAGGCAAAGACGGCCCUGGUGGAUAUCAACCCACACUUACAGACCGAAUCCUACGUGGUGGAUGUUUCCGAUCGGUCCGCCUGGGACGCAGCCAUCAAGCAAGCUGUGGGGCUCUUCCCGGAGAUUGACCUGGUGGUAUUGAAUGCCGGGAAAUCCUACAAAGCUGCUGGCCAGCCCGAGGGAGGGCGACUGAAGACGUGGCUGGAUCCUGGAUACUGGAGCAAGACGCUGGACACGAAUCUUUUCGGUCCUUUGAAUGGGCUGGAGGCUAUCCUGCCCCAUCUCCUCACGGCCAAAGCCCAAACUCCCAAGUCAAUCGUGAUCACUGGAUCGAAGCAGGGCAUCACCAACCCGCCCGGCGCGAGCAAUCCGGCGUAUAACGCUUCCAAGGCGGCUGUGAAGAGCAUGACCGAGCAUCUCGCCCACGAUCUUCGGUCUGACCCCUCCACCGCCCAUAUCUCCGUUCACCUUCUCAUUCCCGGAUGGACGUGGACCGGUCUGAUGGGCAACGUGGGCCCCACAAAGGAAGAAGACGUUCAAAAGCCUGCCGGAGCAUGGUAUCCGAGCCAGGUGGCCGAAGAGCUACUAAAGGGAUUGGAACAAGGAUCGUUCUACAUCAUCUGUCCGGAUGGUGAGGCUGACCGUGCGUUGGAUCAGGCACGCAUGAAAUGGGGUGGUGACGACGCGUUGGAAGGACGGCCGGCGCUGUCUCGGUGGGAAGCGAACUGGAAGAAUCGUGCUGAGGAGGCUAUCCAAGCGGAUGCUCGGGGUAGAAGAGGUUGA
Molecule: messenger RNA, 924 nt
Organism: Penicillium lagena
Lineage: Eukaryota; Fungi; Ascomycota; Eurotiomycetes; Eurotiales; Aspergillaceae
Product: SDR family NAD(P)-dependent oxidoreductase
Exons: 2
Coding region: 1-924 (307 amino acids)
Cellular component (GO): intracellular anatomical structure
Molecular function (GO): oxidoreductase activity, acting on NAD(P)H, oxygen as acceptor
Source: RefSeq, a predicted model, not a curated record